UUUUUAACAGAAUCUCUUUAAUGUUUAUUUAUUCUGAGACACAGAGCGAGAUGGAGCAUGAGCAGGGGAGGGACAGAGAGAGAAGGAACAAGAGAAUCCCCAGCAGGCUCCAUGCUGUCAGCUCAGAGCCCACACAGGGUUCAAUCUCACGAACUGUGAGACCAUGACCUCCGUGGAAAUCAAGGGUGGAUGCUUAGCCGACUCAGCCAUUCAGGCGCCACGAGAGUACACUUACCUUAAUUAGCAUUGGGAAAUGUAUAGAAUUCUUGAAUCAUUGUAUUAUACCCCUGAAAGUAAUAUAACACUGUAUGUCAAUUAUACUUGAAUUAAAAUAAAAUAAAAAAUGCAAGUUAAUCUCUAUUAUAUAUUAGAUUUAGGUUUCAGUGUAUGGGUGACAUUUUAAGUUGGAUUAAUCUUCAAAAUAAUCUAUUAGGACAAGAAAAAUAAGGUGCUGAUCAACUGUUUUGGCGGGACAAAAUACGAUAGGGAAAAUCGUGUAAAUUUUUUCCUUAAGCUGUUCAGAGCCGCAUUAUUGUAAAACGUAACAGACUGUCAACAACCUAAACACCAGCACUUGAAUAUUAGGUAAAUAAAUUGAAUAAGAAUACGGCGAAGUACUGGACCCAAAUAGUUUUAGAAGUGAAAAGGAAACAUGCCUAACAAUUACUGUUAAUGGGGAAAAACAAGGAGGCACAAGACCCUAGGUACAAUUCCCUAAAAUACACUUCAAAAAAAGAUUCCCCACUGAUGAUAAUAAUGAUGAUGAGAUUUUCCCUAAGUUCUCUAUUCUUCUAACGUUUUAGUGUCAUAAAUAAAAAUUGGAAGACAAAUGAAAAACGAGAGGAAAAACUACACCUUUACCUUACUGUGUAUUUGUAUACGACAACAUUUGAAAGACGGUCUCAAUAAGGCAAAGAGCUCUUGUAAAGCUCCACGUUCCGUCCUUUGCAGAGGCAAGGAAACCCGAACGUGACCCGACAACCUGCGAGUCUUUCAACAAACUCAAGCCAACCUUCACGGCUCGCCCUGGAAGCUCGGUGGGUCACGGCACGCCUUCCAGAAACGCCUCCCGGCCUCUGCGACGAGGCCGGAAGUGACGCACAAGCUGCGACGCCCGCGCUGGCAGUCCGCUGGCGCCGCCGCCGCCGCCGCCGCCGCCGCCGCCGGAGCGCGCUUUAGGUAGCUUCAGAGACGGCGGGCUUUCCCUGGAUGGUUGCAGCAGGAGGAUCAUGACGGGGAAGAAGUCUUCCCGGGAGAAGCGGCGUAAACGAAGUGGUCAGGAGGCGGCCGCGUCGGUCGCGGCACCGGACCUAGUGCCCGCCCUCGCCAGUAGCGGCAGUGGAAGCACCAGCGGCUGCGGGAGUACCAGCGGCUGCGGGAGCGUCACCUGCUGUGGGAACACCAGCUUCAGUGGAAGUGUCACCGGCGGUGGGAGCGGCGGCAGCUGCUGGGGCGGGAGCAGCGUGGAGCGCAGCGAGCGCCGGAAGCGGCGGAGCACUGACUCAUCUUCCAGCGUCUCGGGGUCUCUGCAGCAGGAUACCAGAUACCUUCUGCCAACUUUGGAAAAAGAAUUAUUCUUGGCAGAGCACAGUGACCUUGAAGAAGGUGGACUGGACCUGACUGUGUCACUAAAACCAGUUAGUUUCUACAUAUCAGACAAAAAAGAAAUGCUUCAGCAGUGUUUCUGUAUCAUAGGCGAGAAGAAGUUACAGAAGAUGCUUCCUGAUGUGUUAAAGAACUGUUCAAUAGAAGAAAUUAAAAAGCUGUGCCAGGAACAGUUAGAGCUCCUAUCUGAAAAAAAAAUCUUGAAGAUUCUUGAGGGUGACAAUGGUAUGGACUCUGAUAUGGAAGAGGAGGCAGAUGAUGGCCCUAAGAUGGGAUCUGAUUUAGUCAGUCAACAAGACAUCUGUAUAGAUUCUACAUCAGCCGUGAGAGAGAACAAACAACCUGAAGGUUUGGAAUUAAAACAAGGCAAAGGGGAAGAUAGUGAUGUACUCAGUAUAAAUGCAGAUGCUUAUGACAGCGACAUAGAAGGCCCAUGCACCGAGGAAGCUGCUGCUCCUGAGGUCCCAGACAAUACAGUCCAGAGCGAAGCUGGUCAGAUAGAGGACCUGGAGAAAGACAUUGAGAAAAGUGUGAAUGAGAUUCUGGGGCUGGCAGAGGGUAGCCCCAAGGAGCCCAAAGCAGCCACCCUGACUGCUCCUCCACCCGAAGACGUUCAGCCUUCCGCACAGCAGCUGGAGCUGCUAGAACUGGAGAUGAGGGCGAGAGCUAUUAAAGCCCUCAUGAAAGCUGGUGACAUAAAAAAGCCAGCCUAGUUACUUGAAUCUGAAUUCUAGGUGUGUUUGAACAAAGCCACGUCGUAUAGUUUUGUAUAUGAAGUUUAUUUUGGGUCUUAUGUGAUAGUUUUCAUGUAACCCUUAUUAGAUAAACUCAUCUUAGGCCUAAAAUACCUGUGGUUUUUUUUGGUUGUUGUUACUUUUAUAUUAUAUAUGUGUCAUUGCUGUAUGAAUUCAUGCCAAAUAUCAUUGGAUAACCUGGAUACUUUGUUGGAUGAGUCUUUAUGUCUGCAAAUUGAUAUCCGAAAAGCCAUUAGCAAAGAGUCACUGUAUUGUUCCCCUUCAUUUUUAAAUGUUUUGGCUUCAGACCUAAAAGCUUAAGAAAGAUUGACCAAGCAUGUUGCUCUUAAGGUUACCUAUAUUUUUGUGGUAGAAAAUUAAAUUAUUGCUCUUAGAUUUAUCAACAAUUUAAGUUUAGUCAUGCUUAUAUGCACUUUUAAAAUAAGUCCAUCUUGAACACACCUUCUCUGGGUGUGGAUUUAACUAGUAAAAACUGAAGAGCAUUUUUUGUUAUCAAGUUUAGAGGGUCUGAAAUGGCUGAGAAAAAUGUUUUGUAUAAAAGAAAAAACGGACUUAAUUUAAGGCCAUUUUUUAAAACAUGGAAGUAAUUGCCCAACUUUAAUUCUAGCAGACAAGCCAUUCUAACAGGUAUUUGAUAUUAUUGGACACUUGGUUCAAGUUUUCUCCUUCGGUAAAAAGGGAACAUAUUUUCAUUUACAUUCCAAGCUAUCAAGAAAAGAAUAUUUUAUUGUACAGGCUUUUAUCUCGUGUUUUCGCUUGAAGAUCUGAUGUGCUAUAAUUCCAUGAAUUAAAAAUAAUAAAGACUAUCAUUCUGGA
Leopardus geoffroyi (Geoffroy's cat) is the source of this 3176-nucleotide messenger RNA. It is a transcript of the gene CAAP1, whose product is annotated as caspase activity and apoptosis inhibitor 1. The transcript is spliced from 6 exons. The coding region runs from base 1230 to 2318 and encodes 362 amino acids. The record is from RefSeq and is a predicted model, not a curated record. Lineage: Eukaryota; Metazoa; Chordata; Mammalia; Carnivora; Felidae.